AUGGCUUUGAAGUAUUGUACGCAUCAUAACAAUUAUGUUUUCAAAUACAAAAAUAAUUUAAGAGUGAACUUGGUCUUCAAUUUGGCACUUCACAACGAAACGGUAAUAGCUGCUCACAAAAAAAAACAGGCAUACACAGAGUACACGAAGAGAAUAACAAAAAUAAUGUCUGGUGAAGAAAUCUGUAUUAUUGUCAUUCCAAAUGAUCUACCUGCUGACAAGGAUGAUAUCGAUCGGAGCGUUACUAAUAAUGGACAACACACGGAAGAAUAUCCAUGUCCUGAGUGUGAACAAUCCUUAGCCAGUCGGUUACGCUAUCAUACCAUUCCAAAACUGAAACUACGGGAGACUAUUUGGAUUCCUACAGAUAAUAACAAAAGCUUUUUGGUCAUUUGUUAUACGGAAUUAGGCCCUCAGUCUGAUGGCAUUCUUGAUGAAUUACGUCGCGCAGAAAUUGGUAUUCGUGGUGAAUCAAAAGUUUUUGUCAUCCCAUUGAGUUGCGCUCUGGGCAUACAAAAGAUCGUAGAAAAACAAAAAACGCUGCCGAAUAGUACAUCUGCAGGCGCCAUGGAUGAACAAUUCCAUGAGAAUAACUUACCUAAAACACCCUUAUCAACCAAUCGCGGACUAUUUCAUCCAUUCCUGAAGAGCAUCCGAGCUCGUUUAACUGUACAUAAAAUUCUUGGGAUCAUUCGACGGCAAAGUUCAUUUACAUUUGAUUAUUUCUUCUUUUGUAUCUUGGCUUCGAUACUUGCAUGCUUGGGUCUUUUGGAAAACAACACAGUAGUUUUAGUGGGAAGUGCAUUACUUUCGCCAUUAAUGGGUCCUAUAAUGGGUUUUGUCAUUGGUAUACGCACUCGUGAUAAGAAGUUAUGGUUCGCUGGAUUGACGUCUGAAUGUUUUGGUAUUUUGACUGGCAUUCUGACGGGAUUUCUUUUUGGAUUAUGCAGUACUUGGUCCGAAACUAAAUGGGGUGGUAGUGAUUCAUUUCCUACUGAUGAAAUGCGCUCGAGGGGUGAUUAUCGCCGUUUAUGGUUUGGUGCUUUGGUCGCUAUAGCUAGUGGUGCUGCGGCAGCUCUAUCUGUUCUAGGUGGCAACUUUGGUUCGUUGGUUGGAGUAGCGAUCAGUGCUUCUCUCCUUCCACCGGCUGUCAACACAGGCUUAUUAUUCCCUCUACUGAAAGGAGGGUUAUGCGUCGGGCUGAUACUACAGAAAAAAACGAGUUGA
Adineta ricciae is the source of this 1227-nucleotide messenger RNA. Lineage: Eukaryota; Metazoa; Rotifera; Eurotatoria; Adinetida; Adinetidae. The record is from the annotation of a GenBank genome assembly.